CAUCCGACACGCUCACGAUAGCGCGCUUUCAAUCGCGAACUAAAAACAUUUUACAGAGAAAUAUGAAACUGGGUCUGGUUUGAGGAACUGAAGAUUCCGGCAGACCGAAGACUUGUGCACGGUUACAUAUGAGAAGUGAUGCGUUAAAUGGGCAGAAAUCUAUUUAAGAUGGAAAUUAUAACCAGUUCAAGUCAUUCCCAACCGUAGCAUGAAAGGACUCAGAGAAGGCCUUGUGAAGGCGUGAUGAAAUCUAAGUAGUCAUUGACGGUAUCACUCCGGACCAUUAACACUGCUCACAUAAUGAAUUUGUCUGUAAAACUGUGUAAUUCUUGGAUGUUUUAUAUCUUUAUUUGGAUAUGCAUUCACAUUUUAAAUACGGAGAGCAGUUGUUCAUUUCCUACUACUUGGAAAGAUAAAACGUUCAGAGAUUCUUCGAGUGGAUCGGUCACAGAAAACAUACAUUUCUACGGUGGAUUUGUUAGAUGGCCAUUCACAGUUUAUGGAACAAAUAUAGAUAUGUGGAAUUGUCAUGACAGCAACGAAAAUGAAAUUGUUAUCAUAGGGUCUACUACUGUCACCCACAAUUCACAAACACUGCACGCCUACCGGUGUUUGCUAUACACAGACACGGCCAAUAGCCUGUUCUACUAUUUCCCGGCCAGAGAUGUGGCGGACGGAAGCAGAGUCAUCCUGUCAACAAGUCCAUCUCUGUCUAUUUGUGACGUGUGUUCCUCAAUAGAACCAGAGCUACACACCAUGUCUUUACUGGCGAGCUGUGAUUGUACACCACCUUGCUCUGAUUUAACAACUACGGGGACAUGUUCUCAGACUGUGGAUUUAUCUAACGUUCAGUGUACACUGUCAGCAACAACAACAACAAUAACAACAACAUCAGCGACAACAACAACAACUGUGUCAUCAAACAUUCCAACAACGGCGGGGCCAGCCACGCCGGUUGUAUCAACUGCUUCACCGAGUAGUUCGAACACUUCUAACACGACCUCCAAGAAGUCUGAGGACGUGUUCACAGUGGAGGUGAUAGUGAUUCUGUGUGCUAGUCUUCUUGUGUUGUGUCUAAUUCUUGUUACAUCGACUGUAGCCAUUGUCAUAUAUAACAGAAACGAACAGUUAAGGAGACAGUUUCUGAAAGUCCGGAAGGUUCGGCCGGCGGAGACCGCGUAGAGGUGAAAAUCAGCAUUGAAUUCAUUGUGUCCUUGACUCUCUGUACUUUUGUGAUGGGUUUUAAUAAAGCAUUCUAUUUAUA
This is a messenger RNA of Magallana angulata, 1264 nucleotides long. RefSeq lists its product as uncharacterized. The record is from RefSeq and is a predicted model, not a curated record. Lineage: Eukaryota; Metazoa; Mollusca; Bivalvia; Ostreida; Ostreidae. The transcript has 5 exons. The coding region runs from base 301 to 1182 and encodes 293 amino acids.